AUGACUGCACUUGUUGAUUCGGAAGCGGUGGAUUCACCGUCGCCUCUUCCUUCCAAAAGUCUACUGAAACGAUUUCGUAAACGACUUCUCAGUGUUGAUGGAAAAGCGAGUGCGCUCCCAGCGACAUCUCGAAGUUCCGAUGAUCAAUCAUCUCCACGUCGUCCACUCUAUGUAGACAUUCCGUUAGCAAAUGGUUUGAAUGACAAGCGAAAAAGCCCGGUGACGAGUGUCGUUGAUUUUGUUCGAGGACGUAAUCGCACGGCUUCGCUGAACCUAUCUGGAUCAGCAACACCUCCGUCACCACCGGCAGUGUCUGUGUCAGCCAGAGCGUCAGCGUCAACCGAUGGAGGCAUGCCAACGUCACCCUUGUUUUCACCUAGUCGUGCCAAUGUUCGUCCUCAUUUGUCCAGAAUGUAUCGUCCUGGAAUGCGUAGCCUAGAUUCUGGUUUAGACCUCAGCUCACCCACCAUUGGACAUCAUGCUCUAUUCAUCAAGGAGGAUUUUACGCCAGGAUCAGUUUUUGGACUCACCAUCAGUCGAAUCUCUUGCCUUCUCAGUCUGGACAUUUGUUUUCCACGAACUGUUCUUUUUUGA
This is a messenger RNA of Cooperia oncophora, 594 nucleotides long. NCBI's taxonomy places the organism in Eukaryota, Metazoa, Nematoda, Chromadorea, Rhabditida, Trichostrongylidae. The record is from the annotation of a GenBank genome assembly.